Messenger RNA from Ochotona princeps (American pika), 3163 nucleotides. It is a transcript of the gene TMPRSS9, whose product is annotated as transmembrane serine protease 9. The record is from RefSeq and is a predicted model, not a curated record. NCBI's taxonomy places the organism in Eukaryota, Metazoa, Chordata, Mammalia, Lagomorpha, Ochotonidae. Gene Ontology annotation, molecular function: serine-type endopeptidase activity; protein binding. Gene Ontology annotation, biological process: proteolysis. The transcript is spliced from 18 exons. Bases 1 to 3159 code for a protein of 1052 amino acids.
AUGGGGCCGGCCACCAUGGCUCCCGCCCGAUCCAAGGAAGCCACCACCACCCCUGCUGCCCCCUGCAGCCGCGUGGCUCCCCCUGUGGCGCUGGCCACCUGCGUGGUCACACUUGCCCUGGGAGUGCUUCUGGCCUUGCUCUCUGCUCAGGGCGUCCGCGUGGAGCACACGGCCGAGCUGCGUGGCCUGCGGUUCUCCAGCAGCCUGUGGCGUGAGACCUCAGCCUAUUCCCGGGCGCUCACGCCCGUGCUGCAGGCGCUGUUUGUCAGCAGCUUUCAGAAGACAGAAUUAGAGGAGAGCUGUGUGGGCUGCACAGUGCUGGGUUACGGGGAUGGGAACUCGAGCGUCCUGGUCCACUUCCAGCUGCACUUCCUGUUGCGGGCACUCUGGCCACUGAGCCUGGGCGUGGAGGAGCAGCUGUUGCAGCGGGGCGUGCGGGCUCAGCUGCGGGAGCAUGGCAUCUCCCUGGCCCCCUAUGGCACCAUCUUGUCGGCCGAGCUCACCGGGCGCCCAGGGGGCGUGUGGACUGAGAACGACUUGAAGUCAGGCCGCUGCCCCGGGAGCUCCUUUUCUUGCCGCAACAGCCAGUGCGUGGCCAAGGUGAACCCGGAGUGCGACGACCGCGUGGACUGCUCAGACGGCUCGGACGAGGCGCACUGUGAGUGCGGCCGGCGGCCAGCCUGGAGGACAGCCGGCCGCAUUGUGGGCGGCGAGCAGGCGGCCCCGGGCGAGUUCCCCUGGCAGGUCAGCCUGCGUGAGAGCAAGGAGCACUUCUGUGGGGCCGCCGUGCUGGGCGCGCGCUGGCUGCUGUCCGCUGCCCACUGCUUCAACGAGUUCCAGGACCCCCGUGAGUGGGUGGCACAUGCGGGCGGCACCUCGCUCAGCGGCUGGGAGCCCAGCACAGUGCGCGCCCGUGUGGCCCGCAUCAUCCGGCACCCCGGUUACAACCCGGACACGGCUGACUUCGACGUGGCCCUGCUGGAGCUGGCCCGGCCGCUGCCCCUAGGCCGCUACGUGCAGCCGGCGUGCCUGCCGGCCGCCUCCCAUGUCUUCCCGCCCGGCAGGAAAUGCCUCAUCUCCGGCUGGGGCUACCUGAAGGAGGACUUCUUGGUGAAACCCGAGCUGCUGCAGAAGGCCGCGGUGGAGCUGCUGGACCAGGGCCUGUGCGCUGGCCUCUAUGGCCCUGCGCUCACCGACCGCAUGCUGUGUGCUGGCUACCUGGACGGCAAGGUCGACUCAUGUCAGGGGGACUCGGGGGGCCCACUGGUGUGUGAGGAGCCCUCGGGACGGUUCUUCCUGGCGGGCAUCGUGAGCUGGGGCAUAGGCUGUGCGGAGGCCCGGCGCCCGGGGGUCUAUGCCCGCAUCACCAGGCUACGCGACUGGAUCCUGGAGGUGAUGACCUCGGGCAGCCUGCGCCCGCCACCCAGCGCCCCCCAGAGCCCGAUGGUGGAGAGGCCCAGGCCAGCCCCCAGCGCAGCACCCCCAGGCCCAGUUGGCACCCCUAAGCCACCAGCGUGCGGGGCCAGGCCGGCCAUGGAGAAGCCCACCCGCAUCGUGGGUGGGCUGGUGGCGGUGCCCGGGGAGGUGCCCUGGCAGGCCAGCCUGAAGGAGGGCUCACGGCACUUCUGCGGUGCCACUGUGGUGGGUGACCGCUGGCUGCUGUCUGCGGCGCACUGCUUCAACCACACCAGGGUGGAGCAGGUGCGCGCCCACCUGGGCUCGGCGUCCCUGCUGGGCGUGGGCGGCAGCCCUGUGAAGGUGGCACUGCGUCGCGUGGUGCCGCACCCCCAGUACGACCCGCGGCUGCUGGACUUUGACCUGGCACUGCUGGAGCUGGUGCGGCCCCUGGCCUUCAACCCGCACGUGCAGCCCGUGUGCUUGCCGCUGGCCAUCCACGACUUCCCCGUGGGCCGCAAGUGUGUCAUCUCGGGCUGGGGCAACACGCAGGAGGGCAACGCCAGCAAGCCGGACGCGCUCCAGCGCGCGUGGGUGGGCAUCGUGGACCAGAAGACAUGCAGCGCACUGUACAAUUUCUCCCUCACUGACCGCAUGCUGUGCGCCGGCUUCCUGGAGGGCCGCGUGGACUCCUGCCAGGGGGACUCAGGGGGUCCUUUGGCCUGUGAGGAGACGCCUGGUGUGUUCUACCUGGCGGGCAUCGUGAGCUGGGGUAUCGGCUGUGCACAGGCCAAGAAGCCAGGCGUCUACACCCGCGUCACGCGGCUCAAGGGCUGGAUCCUGGAGACCAUGGUCUCCCCGCAGGCCACCCCCAGCCCCGCAACACCGGUCCCCAGCACCAGCCCACCCCGCACUGAGGCCACCAGCCACCCUGUCCCCGCCACCACGACUGCCAGGAGCACCCCAGGCUGGGUGCAGACGCCCCCACCAGGCCCCCCAAAGACCACCACGCACCCCCAGCUGCCAGACUGCGGCCUGGCCCCGGCAGCCCCGCUGAGCAGGAUCGUGGGCGGCAGCGCGGCCGGGCGCGGCGAAUGGCCAUGGCAGGCGAGCCUGUGGCUGCGGCGCCGGGAGCACCGCUGCGGGGCCGUGCUGGUGGCCGACCGCUGGCUGCUGUCCGCUGCCCACUGCUUCGACGGCUAUGGGGACCCCAAGCAGUGGGCGGCCUUCCUGGGCACCCCGUUCCUGGGCAGCGCUGAGGGUCAGUUGGGGCGCGUGGCGCGCAUCUACAAGCACCCCUUCUACAAUCUCUACACGCUCGACUACGACGUGGCGCUGCUGGAGCUCGCCGCGCCUGUGCGCCGCAACCGCCUCGUGCGCCCCAUCUGCCUGCCGGGGCCCGCACCGGGAACCCCCGAGGGCGCACGCUGCGUCAUCACAGGAUGGGGCUCAGUGCGCGAGGGAGGCUCCAUGGCACGGCAGCUGCAGCAGGCGGCCGUGCGCGUCCUGAGCGAGCGCAGCUGCCGCCGCUUCUACCCGGUGCAGAUCAGCAGCCGCAUGUUGUGCGCCGGCAGCCCGCAGGGCGGUGUGGACAGCUGCUCGGGUGACGCCGGGGGUCCGCUGGCCUGCAGGGAGCCCUCCGGUCGGUGGGUGCUGACCGGGGUCACCAGCUGGGGAUACGGCUGCGGCCGACCACACUUCCCUGGAGUCUACACCCGCGUGGCGGCUGUGAGGGGCUGGAUCGGGCAGAACAUCCAGGACUGAAGGC